AUGAUAAUAAUAAUAUGUAUUAUUAUUAUUAUUAUUAUUAUUAUUAUUAUUAUUAUUAUUAUUAUUAUUAUUAAAGCUAUAUCAUUUCUAUUCAGAGGAAAAGCCUACCACUCUCUGCGGGCGACGACGUCACGGUCUGACGCGAAACUGCAGGUUAAACGGAGCGAGAUACGAGCAUCUGAAAGCGAUAACCUAGCCGCCCGGCAUCGUGCCUUGGUUGCGAUUUCGACGUUUCAACACCGAGGUGCCGCCAGCCGACGAGGCGCUUCCGCGAGCAGACAAGGUUACUGGAGGAAAGGGUCGGCUGCCGACGUCCAUCCGUCAAUGCCAAAUGCAGGAGCAGAGCAGCGUGCGUUUUUGAGGAAAGAACGAGAAAAUCCGGAGGUAAGUGUCGUGCAACUGGCAGCGGAACUGCACGAAGCGUCAGGGACAUCUAUGCAACCCGACACAUGCCGGAUAUCACAGCAGAGCGGCCAGGAAGAAACCCUUUAUCGCUGCGCAUCAGCUACAGGCAUUCCGCUGGGGAAGGUAGCCUUCCCGAGUCGAUACUUCGCUAGAGAUACUGAGCGGGGUGGCCGUGAAGGAUAG
This is a messenger RNA of Gryllus bimaculatus (two-spotted cricket), 588 nucleotides long. The record is from the annotation of a GenBank genome assembly. NCBI's taxonomy places the organism in Eukaryota, Metazoa, Arthropoda, Insecta, Orthoptera, Gryllidae.